Chondrus crispus (carragheen) is the source of this 168-nucleotide messenger RNA. RefSeq lists its product as hypothetical. The record is from RefSeq and is a predicted model, not a curated record. The transcript has a single exon. Bases 1 to 168 code for a protein of 55 amino acids. NCBI's taxonomy places the organism in Eukaryota, Rhodophyta, Florideophyceae, Gigartinales, Gigartinaceae.
AUGCACGCCGUAGUGGGCAUUCUGGAUCGGCGGGAGACACUGGUAAUCUCGAGGCAAAUACCGCAUCGAUGCACUUUUGGUGGGAAGCCGUUUCGGUCGACCAAUAGAACGUGCACAACUGGAUUGUCAAGGGUAAUCAAACAGAGACCAUCCGAACCAAAUUCUUGA